Dentiscutata erythropus is the source of this 297-nucleotide messenger RNA. Lineage: Eukaryota; Fungi; Glomeromycota; Glomeromycetes; Diversisporales; Gigasporaceae. The record is from the annotation of a GenBank genome assembly.
ACCAAAGAUUCAAGGAGACUAAUGGGAAUCCUUAAAGGAUCAAAAUCUAACAAUGAUAAUAAACCUUUGACAGGCAAAACCAGAAUAUUGGUACUCUGUAAAAAUAGAGAGAGAAAAGAAGUUAUAGUUGAUAUUGUACAAGUAAAGAAGAAAGCAAAGGGUGAAAUCGAAGCAGCGCGAUCUUCAAAAAAUAUAAAAGAUUCAGAGGAUGGAAGCUUCAUACGAAGGAGUAUCUCACAGAAAGUAGAUAAUCUUAUUAGGGCUGCUAAAGCAGCAAGAAUGAGAAAUAGCAGCUAA